Blastomyces gilchristii SLH14081 is the source of this 3591-nucleotide messenger RNA. Its product is annotated as glycosyl hydrolase. NCBI's taxonomy places the organism in Eukaryota, Fungi, Ascomycota, Eurotiomycetes, Onygenales, Ajellomycetaceae. Gene Ontology annotation, biological process: carbohydrate metabolic process. Bases 339 to 2240 code for a protein of 633 amino acids. The record is from RefSeq and is a predicted model, not a curated record. The transcript is spliced from 2 exons.
GGAUCAGCCGAUUUAGCGUGUGGGAAGCGCGCCUGCCCGCUUGCCCGACCCGACCCAUCCAGCUCUGGCAAUCAUUCCUUUAUCCAACAUCGCACUUCUCCCAUAUCCUUUGUGCUUCCAAUGGCGCGGCUGAUCAUUACAUAUGCCAUUGGUUAGCUAAGGCAUUACUCUUUUUCAUCCCUUCUCCCUCUUCCUCACUACCUAGCUCAAGGGAGAGAUAGUUAGCAUUGCCACACUCUUGACAUACCGUAAAUAACUCGACUCCAAGCUAUCGAUUACAUAUUCUUAGAUAUCAUCCACCACACAGAAAGAGUCAAGAACAGUCUUAUAACGUCGGAAUGGGUUUCUGGUUGAGGCGGCCUGGAAAUGGGCUAUCCUCCUUCUCUCGCAUUAUUAUUAUCGUUGGAUACCUUCUCUGCCUCUCGCUUCACCACUUUGCGCUGGCGCAACCAUUAGAAAACACCUUAGAUUCACACAGUGACCAUCUCUCUAGCGAUGGCCGCCAAAAACUACUCAAUGGUCGCCCGAACACUGUCCCAUUGCGUGGCUCCGGAGGGUCAGCGCCGCAGAAACCAAUACACGACCCCAUUGCCCCCACUGAUACACUCAAGAAACUGCUAAACGCGUUGGAAGUAAUGCAAUCGUCAUAUUUUGAACUUUGGCAAGGGACCUGGCCGUCGAGCAUUGAUUGGACUGCGGCAGUUUUGGCAACACACGUCUCUGCAACGCUCUCCUCUCUGAGUAUAAAUCUCGAUAAUCUCGAUGGCGAUCAAUUAGCAGCCGCUGACGGCUCUACCCUUGCCUACGAGAACCUUAUAAACUCGUAUUUUUUGCAGUUAUCAACGUUUUACUUCGGGGAAGAUGCUUUCAGCCUGAGAAUGCAGGCGUACGACGACAUGCUAUGGGUAGUUCUUGAUUGGUUGGAGAACAUUAAGUUCCAAAACAUCCACUCUACUUUAUACUACUCUUCCUCCAUCUCCUCCGUGUCGAAUGACAGCCUGCGGUCAUCAUGGUAUGGAACCCAGUUCAGGAAGCCCGCUGCGCACAGAGCUCGGUUGUUCUAUGACCUAGCGUCUCAAGGCUGGGAUACUUCCCUAUGCGAUGGCGGAAUGGUUUGGAGCCCGUACCUCGAACCGUAUAAAAAUGCAAUUACCAACGAGCUCUUCAUUUCUGCGAGCAUUGGCAUGUACCUAUAUUUCCCUGGUGACGACAUCGAUUCACCCUUGCUUUCGGAAUCUACUACUGACGACAUGAUCUCCGAACCGCACAAUCCUUCCCAUCUGAAGGCCGCGAUUACCGCAUAUGAAUGGCUAAAAAACUCUAAUAUGACGCGUGAAAACGGGCUAUAUGCAGAUGGGUUCCACAUCCAAGGAUGGAGGGACAAAAGCAAUCCUGGUACUGGGAAGUGCGACGUUUUAGAUCCGAUGGUAUACACCUACAACCAAGGCGUUUUACUUAGCGGACUCAGGGGCCUCUGGCUUGCCACUGGAGCGAAAUCCUAUCUGGAAGAUGGUCACGAACUGGUACGGAAUGUCAUCAAGGCGACUGGAUGGCCUAACACUUCUAGCCAAAAAUGGCAAGGCCUGGGACGGGCUGGAGUUCUUGAGGAAGCAUGCGACAGCUCAGGGAGCUGUUCACAAAAUGGCCAUACAUUCAAAGGCAUUUUGUUCCACCAUUUAGCCGAAUUCUGUCGCCCUCUCACAAACGACGAAGAACAAUAUCUCUCUUCCUCCAUUCGCAAAAGGACAACAGCUAAAAUGAUCAAGUCCCAGAGGGGGGACUAUGAAUGGCAUCAAGAGAAAUGUGAUUCUUACUAUUAUUGGGUGGCACACAAUGCGAAUGCUUCAUACGUGACGAAAGAUGAGGACGGAAAGUUUGGUAUGUGGUGGGGAAAGCCGUAUCCACACACUGAUCUCCAUCCCACCCAGAUAUCUCCCUUGCCAGAUGGCGCUGUCGACUACAUCAAUGAAGGCCCGUUUGCAGGUGUUCGUGAUGAUGAUGAGUCCCAUCAGCGGUUACCGAAAGGUGCAGAUACUGAAAUAUACUUUGGGAGAUAUGGAAAGCUGCCCUUCUUGAAAAAGAAAAGGAAUGAGGGGACAUCCCGCUCAUAUCGCCGCGAAAGGGAUCCUGCUGUUUUAAAGGAUGUGAAUGACCGUGGCCGGGGGCGCACUGUUGAAACUCAAUCCGGUGCUGUGGCUGUUCUUCGAGCCUUGUUCCAAUGGGAAAUGGCUCGUAAAUAGUGGAUAGCAUUAAAUUGUUUCCUACGACUGACGAAGUACAUACAUGUUCAUCUACAUACUCUUUUGAUGUAUUGUUAUUCUUUAACCCCGAGCUCCUUGCAUUGCAAAUCUUCACUGUUCAUAUCCCUUCUCCACACAAAUGCAAAUCCAAUACGCUUGGAUUUUCACCAUUAAUGAACAGGAUUCUCUAUUGACACGUGUACUGAACAACCUAUUUCAUAUCCGAAACUAGAAGCAAGGGCAAACGCCAAUAUUCCUCCCAUAGCUCAAGAGAACGGAGGAAAUGAUUUGUGUCAAGUUUUUAAGCUCUUUGCUAGAAGCCCGAGUGGCGGCUUUCCACUUCCUGCGUAUGCGAGUGUGAUGUUGCACACUCUGACUUCAGAGAUGGCUACAGCUCUCCCUCCUGAUGUUGUACAAAGGAGCAGCGUGUUUCACCUCCUUAUUAGCAAAAAUCAAAACCUUGUUAUCAUCCAAUGCCGAGUGAUUCUUCUUAUCCAUAUCUGCGAUAGCGAAUUAGGCUGUAUUUUAUGGGACAUACCCUCUCCUUCAAACCUAGCCCCCCUUGCCUUCCCGCUCAUCUUGCUCCAUCCAACAGAUGUCCAGAUUCAAUAUAGCGCAUUCCUGUCUAUCAAUUUUACCUAAACCUAAAUUCACCACACCUUAUGAACUACACAGAGUCACGCCAGAUGAAUGCGCUGAAUUGCAUGCAUACCUGUCCAUCAGCGUACCACCUAUUGAAGGUGAGACAAUGGGGUUAAAAAGAAAAGAGUGUUCCUCUUCUCUAUCUUCCUUCAUGCACGCUUCAGAAUACGCAGAUGACAUUGGCUACAGCUCAUUUGGGGGGUGGGGGGUGGGGGAAAGGGGGAGAAGAAACAAGCAGGGAUCCCAGGAACCCGGUUCAGAAAAUCGAAAAAAAAAAACUCACUACAGAAAAGCAAGGAAGAAAGACAUUCCCGAUCAAAAAGAGCAAUAAUAAAGUAUGAAUAGAAACAAAUAGAAACAUUGGAAGCAUAUGCUGUACUCACCAUGUGGUGCCACUUCUACAGACAGUUUUUCUUUUUUGAGCGUGACACAGCUAAACACCUCAACUCCGUUUGUUGUGGCCAGGCUUGCAGAAUCUCUUGUAUACUCUUCGAGGUGUGAUAUGUUGCUGAGGCGGGGAGACAAAUUAAUGACAAAAAACGAGACGCUUGAUUACAAUCCUGCAGCUCUAGAGAACUCGCUAGGAUUCUAUAUCUAUCUUGCACCAAUGCUCAGAAAGAGAGAAAGUUCCAGAUGUUCCCGAACAUGAUGCAUCAUAUCUACAUCAUCCCUCGCUACAUGUAGUCAGGGAAAGACUUAAGGGGAACCU